AUCAAAGUUGUUUAAUAAACAAAACAAAAACUGCAACAUUAAGUGUGUUAUAACCAUGUGCUAAACUUGUUUUUAGUGCCAUCUUAUCACAUUAAAAGAUAUAUCAUGUUAACGACGCAUUUGUAGGUUAUGUUUAGAUCCUUAAAGUUACGUGCGAUUGUCCUUUUUGCGAAUGGCGACGAAAGCUCUAGCUAAAGCUUUCACUUCGAAUAAUGUUUAUUGAAUAAUCAUAAAGUGUUAUUAAAUUAUAUCACAAUGGAUUUAUACAGCAUGUAUCUACCUGAUGCACUUUCAUACACCUCGUUUAGGAGUCCUGCUUACUACAGGGACUACGAGACCCAACCUUUUGACGACAAGAAAAGAAAUUGUCAUUACAAAGAAAAACAACAACCCAAUCAACAAUCCUCUGCCCAUGCCCAACACAACCACGGCAAUCAGGGUACCAACAAGCAGCAACAAAGGCGCGAAAGCUGUCCCUUCUGCAAAGAAGACAAAAGGCGGCCCUUGGGUGCUUACUUGAGGUCAAAGGGUACUUCCGACCACAAAGACAGCAUAACAGAAGAAGAGGAAGAACAAAAACAUGGUGAAGAAACCCAACAAACAAAACGAGACGAAUAAUCGAGAGAAAAGCUUGACGUCGCGAAAGAAAAGAGGAAUUUGAUGGAGUUAAUGGAAAGCGCCUGGUCGGAGACGAUGUCAAGGCUAUUAUAUAAUACGACGAUGCAUCUUUGUACAGAGGCGUUGCGAUCAUUAAAUUUAUUUUGAUAAUUGACCUCUAUUAAUCUGAUUAUUCCUGCAACCCAUUUCCUUGCGUAUUUGAAACUUAAAUUCAAACC
Messenger RNA from Ctenocephalides felis (cat flea), 836 nucleotides. RefSeq lists its product as uncharacterized. The transcript is spliced from 2 exons. Bases 256 to 618 code for a protein of 120 amino acids. The record is from RefSeq and is a predicted model, not a curated record. Lineage: Eukaryota; Metazoa; Arthropoda; Insecta; Siphonaptera; Pulicidae.